UUGCUCUGGGUUGGGGCAGAUAGUAGCUAGAGCUAUCGCCCUCACGGGGCCUGACCAGAAGGAUUGCAGAAAUCGCUGUGAUUUUACCUUCCCCUGGGAGCUCUGUUGGAGGCACAUGAGAUUUCAUUCUCCACAGUUAAUUUCUAUAAGACGCUCACAAAGCUCAACACCUGCCUGCUCUAAACCUCUGCAUCUCAGCUCACCUCCCCUGGGAUUCCAAUAAACUGAAGCAGAGAUUCAACAAGGUGUCAGCGGGCUUGAAGAAGAAUGCUCCGAGGCCGAUCCUUGUCUGUGACGUCCCUGAGUGGGCUUCCUCAGUGGGACGCGGACAAACUUCCUGUGGAGGAUUUACUGCUCUUUGAAAUUUCUUGGGAGGUGACCAAUAAAGUUGGAGGCAUUUGUACUGUGAUUCAGACAAAGGCUAAGACGACAGCGGACGAGUGGGGUGAAAACUACUUUCUGAUAGGGCCUUAUUUUGAGCAUAAUAUGAAGACUCAGGUGGAGCAGUGUGAACCCGCGAACGAAGCUGUCCGACAAGCCAUGGACGCUAUGAAUAAGCACGGCUGCCAGGUGCAUUUUGGAAGGUGGCUGGUAGAAGGGAGUCCGUACGUGGUGCUCUUUGACAUAGGCUAUUCUGCGUGGAACCUGGACAGGUGGAAGGGCGACUUCUGGGAAGCAUGCAGCGUUGGGAUCCCUCAUCAUGACCGGGAAGCCAAUGAUAUGCUUAUAUUUGGAUCUUUAACUGCUUGGUUCUUAAAAGAGGUGACAGAUCACGCAGAUGGUCAACAUGUUAUUGCCCACUUCCAUGAAUGGCAGGCUGGAACUGGGCUAAUUCUUUCUCGGGCCCGGAAACUCCCGAUUGCCACAAUAUUCACAACCCACGCCACGCUACUUGGGAGGUAUCUGUGUGCGGCGAACACCGAUUUCUACAACCACCUUGAUAAGUUUAACAUCGACAAAGAGGCUGGAGAAAGGCAGAUUUACCAUCGCUACUGCAUGGAGCGGGCUUCGGUUCACUGCGCUCACGUGUUCAGCACUGUGUCUGAAAUAACCGCAAUCGAGGCAGAGCACAUGCUGAAGAGAAAGCCCGAUGUAAUUACUCCAAAUGGCUUGAACGUUAAGAAGUUUUCAGCAGUGCAUGAGUUUCAAAAUCUGCAUGCCAUGUACAAGGCCAGGAUUCAAGAUUUUGUUCGAGGUCAUUUCUAUGGUCACCUCGACUUUGAUCUUGAAAAGACUUUAUUCCUUUUCAUUGCGGGGAGGUACGAGUUUUCCAACAAAGGAGCCGACAUCUUCCUAGAAUCCUUAUCCAGACUAAACUUCCUGCUGAGGAUGCAUAAAAGUAACGUCACGGUGGUAGUGUUUUUCAUCAUGCCUGCCAAGACAAACAAUUUCAACGUGGAAACCCUCAAAGGACAGGCUGUGCGGAAGCAGCUAUGGGACACUGCACAUUCAAUGAAGGAAAAGUUUGGAAAGAAACUCUAUGAUGGCUUGUUAAGAGGAGAAAUUCCUGACAUGAAUAGUAUUUUGGAUCGAGAUGACCUAACAAUUAUGAAAAGAGCCAUAUUUUCAACUCAGCGACAUUCUCUGCCGCCCGUGACGACUCACAACAUGAUCGAUGACUCCACAGAUCCCAUCCUCAGCACCAUUAGACGCCUCAGGCUUUUCAACAGCCGCUCCGACAGAGUCAAGAUAAUUCUGCACCCAGAGUUUUUAUCCUCCACCAGCCCUCUAUUGCCCAUGGAUUAUGAAGAGUUCGUCCGCGGUUGUCAUCUCGGUGUAUUCCCAUCAUACUAUGAACCCUGGGGUUAUACUCCAGCCGAAUGCACGGUGAUGGGGAUCCCCAGUGUGACCACAAACCUCUCUGGCUUUGGUUGUUUCAUGCAGGAGCAUGUAGCUGAUCCAACAGCUUACGGUAUUUACAUUGUUGAUAGGCGGUUCCGCUCUCCAGAUGAUUCUUGCAAUCAGCUGACCCAGUUUCUCUACGGAUUUUGCAAACAAUCACGCCGCCAAAGAAUCAUCCAGAGGAACCGGACUGAGAGGCUCUCAGAUCUUCUGGACUGGAGAUACUUGGGCAGAUAUUACCAGCAUGCCAGACAUCUGACUUUAAGCAGAGCUUUUCCAGAUAAUUUCCAUGUGGAAACUAUGUCACUGCCAACGACAGAUGGAUUUAAAUACCCCAGGCCUUCCUCUGUACCACCCUCCCCAUCAGGGUCUCAGGCCUCCAGUCCUCAGAGCAGCGAUGUGGAAGAUGAAAGUGAGGAUGAGCGAUACAACGAGGAGGAGGAGGCGGAAAGGGAUCGGUUAAAUAUUAAGUCGCCCUUUCCUCUGAGCCACAUGCCUCGUGGGAAGAAAAAGCUGCAUGGUGAAUACAAGAACUGAAUGCCAUCCUCGCUGAGUUGAGCUGCUUCAGUAAGAACACAGUCCGAGUGAUUAUUUAAAAGGAUGAAAAUGCCAUAUUUCGCUUCAUUUUCUUCUCAGAAUCACAGUGGAAUUUAUUCUCUGCCUAGAAAGUAGAGAGUACAUGAAUGGCAAUUUUGUAAUUUAGAAUAAAAUCGAAGUUAUGAUUGCUCAUGUUUUUCCUGUAAAUUUAGGUAGGAGGAGGAAUUUUUUUUUUUUUGUACCAGGAAUUGAACUCACGACCUCAAGCUUGCCAGGCAGGUGCUUAUGCUGCUGAGCUAUAUCCCCAGCCCCAAGGAGGAGGAAUGUUAAAGGAACAAGACUGGCAGUUUUUAACAGUUGUUGAUGUAGGCAAUACAAAUAUCCUUUUACCAGUAGUUUUUUUUCUCUUCAGUCCUGAGAAUGGAAUUCUCAACCUUUGUACCGAGCUACAUCCCUCAGCCUUUUUUAUGUUUAUUUUUUUUGAGACAGGGUCUUACUAAGUAGCCAAGUUGCCUAGCCUGGGUUUGAAUUUGUAAUCCUCCUGCUUUAGCCUCCCAGAGUGCUGGGAUUAUACAUACGUAUGUGCCAUAAUGUCCAGCUCAGGGUUUGUUUUUUCAUUAGUCAUCAUCAUACUUCUGUGUUUAGUAUUUAGACAACAUCUGCGCUGAACCAUGCAAACCUCCCAUUUGGUUCCCAAAGAUCCUCAUUUGUGGGAAAAAGAGGUCCAGAAGUCUGGUUGACGGCCGUGGCGGAGGGACGAGUCUGAGCAAACUCAGACUCCUCGGCAAACCGCGUAAAUCGCCUUGCCUAGGCUGUCCCGCUCUGACCUCUUAUUUCCACACCGCCCCCGUCAAUAAUACCACCUCCAAACCAUGCCCCUAGCCCGCCUCUAUUGCUACGCCUCUAGCCUGCUCUAUAAAACAGCUGAUACUUCCACAAUAAAAUCGGAUCUGCGCCAUCAGCCUGAUCUCCGGUGUCUUCCUUGCACCGUGUCGCUGCUUACCACUGGCCCAGGUCCCUGGACCUCAGGAGGUUCAACCUCACUCAUUGUAGCUAUGAAUGUUCACUACUUACGUAUUUUAAAUAACUCUUACUGAUCUCUCACUGAAAUCAGUGAUAGAUGUUGCCACCUAUAGUAUAUCAACUUACUGUAACAUUCUUUUCUUGUGUAAAUGGAAAGCUUAGACUGGGAGUGGUGGUGCAUGCUUGUGGUCCCAGCACUUAGGAGGCUGAGGAAAGAGGAUCUCUGUGAGUUUGAGGCCUA
This is a messenger RNA of Chinchilla lanigera (long-tailed chinchilla), 3643 nucleotides long. RefSeq names its product glycogen synthase 2 (liver) (gene Gys2). Gene Ontology annotation, cellular component: cytoplasm. The record is from RefSeq and is a predicted model, not a curated record. Gene Ontology annotation, biological process: glycogen biosynthetic process. Lineage: Eukaryota; Metazoa; Chordata; Mammalia; Rodentia; Chinchillidae. The transcript is spliced from 16 exons. Gene Ontology annotation, molecular function: alpha-1,4-glucan glucosyltransferase (UDP-glucose donor) activity. Bases 268 to 2379 code for a protein of 703 amino acids.